AUGUUUGGAACGAUGUUUGCAGCUAUUAUAUUAGUGUUAGUGAGUGUGGUGGGUGCCGAAGUUAAUGUGACGACGGACGAAUUGCGUCUAAACGGAGGCUCCCGUAUGGCCUGGAUGAAGGGGCUAUUGGACCAUCACGAUUGGCUCGAACUACUCGAUGUCAAUCUCACACUGUCGCAACAAUGUGCUUCUGACCUAAGAGCGUACGUGGUAGCUCUGGAUAAAGGACAGCUGUGGGCUUCUAAAAUGUUUGACGCAUCGGGACAGUAUAGCCCGAAUAUACUCUUCGGAAACGAGUACUGGCUGGGAUCGCUAAAUGCUUGCCGUGACCUGCUACUGAAGCAGUACUAUGCGCAGACACCGCCCUUCGAAACUACAUUCUUUGUGGCCAAGAUGAAUCUGACUGUGGAUGCUGACCAUAUACCUAUGAGUAGACUGAUGUUAGUUGGCCAAUGCAUGCCAGCGUCUUGCAAUGGAAGCGACAUUGCAACAGUGCUAGAAGCAUCUGAGGUAGCAGCAGAAAAACGAGCUGAAGCAAAUGGUAUCGCAGCCUCCAUCCGAACUCUCUACGUCCGUCCCGUGCCCGGACCUUAUGAUUUACUCGCCGAUAUUAAAGUGCAAAUUCUUGGGUCGGUUGUGCUGAUAGUCGCAUUAUGGAUGUUGAUAGCAUCAUUCUACGAAGGAUAUUUGGAGCGGCGCUAUCGAAGGGCAACAGAAUUGCGCGACCUCGAAGUGGCUCGUCAGAAUAACAACUUUAAACCAUCUCCAGUAACGAGCGUACCUCAAACCGAUGAGAAGACAGAGGAUGAAGAAAGCAAACACCUCCGUCGAAGCAGAAGUGGUGUAUGGUCUGAGAUUUUAUUAUCUUUUUCAAUUCUUUCAAAUGGUCGAGCAAUUCUCAGCACACACCGCCCAAGUGAUGGAGCACUCACGUGUUUACAUGGAAUGAGGUUCAUGUCAGUUAUAUGGGUGAUAAUGGUUCACACAUACAUGACCGUGUUCUACAUCGCAGACAAUAAGACAAUGAGGGUUGUAACUGAGAGAAACUUUUUGUAUCAAUCCGUGGGUAAUGCGUCAUACUGCGUCGAUACGUUCUUUUUCAUCAGCGGGCUACUGGUAACGGUUCUCUUCUUAAGGAGUGAAGAUAAAGCAGCUGAACGUCGAAUUGCAAAGGAGAAGAAGAAACUAAACGUUGAUAUUAAUAAGAACACGAACGGGUUUACAAACUCCGCUUUAUCGGUGUCCGUAAUAAGUCAGCAGUCGUUUUACGAAGACUUGUCAGAAAUGCCAAAGACCAGUGUAUACUCUAAGGGAGAAGUUUUCAGAAUGAUAAAAUCAUUUUUUGUUAUGUUGUGUUAUCGUGUAGUAAGGUUAACACCUGCCUAUGCGUUUGUCAUUGGUUUAAGUGAGGUGGCACUUCGGUAUACCCACGACCGUACGGUGUUCGAGCCAGGCAUCUUCGACCACAUCACAUGCGAUCGAUAUUGGUGGCGUAAUUUGUUGUAUAUCAACAACCUCUUCCCAAAAACUGAAAUGUGUAUGGUAUGGUCAUGGUAUAUGGCAAACGAUACUCAGUUCUAUGUCGUAGGAAUAACUUUAUUAUUGAUAUCGGUCAAGCAUAUAAAGUUUGCAGUAAUAUCGUUGCUGAUGCUGUUGGCAAGUUCUUGGGCGACCACUAUUUACGUAUCGGUUUCCCACCAAUAUAAAGUUCGGAUACAAGAACCCUUUGAAAUGUUCGAUCAACUUUACGAUAAGCCGUGGUCACGGAUCGGACCCUACUUAGUCGGAAUGAUCGUCGGAUGGUACUUGCAUAAAACAAAAUGCCAAGUAAAGAUACCAUAUUGGUUAGUCACAGUUGCGUGGCCUUGCUCUUUAGUGCUAAUAGCCAGUCUCAUCUUUGGCAUGGUUGACGGUUAUUUCGAAAUUUGGCCUACAGCUUUCUAUGUCAGUAUUGGACAUACAGCUUGGGGAGUCGCUUUAGCUUGGAUAGCUAUCUCCUGCUGCUGUGGGUAUGGUGGACUCAUCAACUCAGCGCUGUCAUACCGCGGGCUACUCCCACUCAGCCGGCUCACCUACUGCGCCUACCUCGUGCACCCUACAAUUAUGAUAUACACGUCUUUCUUGAUGGACGGUCCAUUACAUCUACAAAAUUCAAUAGUGUUAACUAUAUACGCGGGUUAUGCAGUAAUGGCGUUUCUGGCAUCAUUUGCCAUAUCAUUAGCUUUCGAAGCUCCAGCUGUAAGACUAUUGAAGAUUGUAAGCGGAGGCAAUAAAAAUAAAAAGGAUCACUAA
Messenger RNA from Parnassius apollo (apollo), 2292 nucleotides. Lineage: Eukaryota; Metazoa; Arthropoda; Insecta; Lepidoptera; Papilionidae. The record is from the annotation of a GenBank genome assembly.